UUACUUGAACAAAGCUGACUGAAGACCAUGGAACACAUAAGCUGUUUUGGAAAUUUAAAUACAAUGCCAUGUGGCUUGAAUGGAAAACCAUGAGAAGUGCCUUCCUUAUAUUGAUGGUGACAAUCGCUCAAGUUAAGAUCUCUUUACCUUGCCCCUCCUCCUGUGUGGUGUGUUCUGAAGAUGUCAUCAUUUGCCAUAAACUUCUAAAUAUCAUCGAUGCACCAGGCACUACCAAAGCUUUGAUGCUCACUGAUGGACUCAUUAACUCUGUGGACAACAUGGUGUUUUCUGAUUUAUCUAACAUGAGUGUUCUGGCACUCAGCAACAAUGCCAUUUCUACAAUCAAGGAGAAUGCUUUUUGGAACCUUACUUUCCUUACAGCACUGUCUUUGGACCACAACCACAUCUCAAGCCAAUCCCUGGACAACUCAACAUUCUCCUGGCUCCAUAGAUUGGAGACUCUCCAUCUAGGUAGCAACGCACUGAGGGACAUUGACGGUUCCUGGUUCCAGAACUCCAGAGCUUUAAAAACACUUCAGCUAGAGGGGAACCUCUUGACCAGCCUGAACUCCAGCACCUUUGCCCUCUCUAACCUGAGGAACCUGGAAAUGUUGGACUUGUCUGAUAACCUCAUCAUGUACUUGGGCCGAGAUAGCUUCCGAGGGCUGCCUCAUCUCCACAGUCUUGAUCUGUCCCGCAACCUUCUGAAGAAUGCUCCUGAUGCAUUCUCCUAUUUGUCAGGGCUCUCAAUGUUGAACCUUGAUUUGAACCACUGGAGCUGUACUUGUGAGCUGAGAGAACUGGCCUCAUUCCUCAACAGCUACAUUCAGGCUCCAGAUAAAGUGUUGAACAAUGGGCAGAGAUUGGUGUGUGUGAAUACAGAUAACCCAGCUGUGCAAACUGUGCUGGAAUUGACCAAGGCAAACUGUGUCCCACCAAACAAGAAUAUCACAGGGGAGGUUGUGGAUAAAAGUAAUAUCACACCACAACAAUACAUUAGAAAUGUUGCUAUUGCUAUUGUACUUUCAUUUCUGGGUGGUGUUGGGAUUACCUUGGGAAUAAUUGCCAUUGCAUACCAUAAACUCAGUAGGAAAUUUAAACAGGUACAGGAAGAAAAUGGAGCCAUGGAAAGGAAAACCUCCAGCCCAGAAACAGCCCAGUGGAAUUUCUGUGAAGACAAAGACACUCAAUCAAUGAGUCAUGCUCUGUACAACUACAACUACAAAUCCCAUCAGCCCUGGGACAGAGAAAACUCCCCUAGUCACAUGAGGCCGGACACAGUGGCGAAUCAUUUCACCUGCCACAAGUGCAUCUCAACAGCUCUUGCGGUAGGAAAGCAAAAAAGAGAGAUUGUUCUGCAGAGAGCUAAUCUCAUGUGUGAACAGCAUGAGCGAGAUGAUGAUUGGCCAAUUUAUGUGGCUUGUCGCCAACAUAAAGGGAAUCAGCAUUCUGUGUUGCAACAAAAGAUCAAAGACACAAGUGUACAAAGACACGAUGAGAGGGGAGCAGGAAUUUCUAACAACCACCAUUUGGGCAGUCAGUGUACUUCUUCCCAACUUUGUGGGGAUUCAAACGGCAACUCAGCUGUCAAAAUACAGCAGCUGGCCCUCAGAAAUAAUUUCUCAGCCCUUCAGAGAGGCCCAUUUAGACCCCCAGACCAAAUGCACAAGGAAUUGGUAACUCAUGGAAAUCACAUAAAUCAAUCACUGUUAAAACACCAGGCCAAGGUCGUUGGCACACAACCAAUUUACCGGACCAUCAGCUGUCUACACUGCCAUCAGACUGAUGAAUAUAGGCAAGCUGGGAGUAAUAACCAAAGCUUUCCAUUUCUAAAUCACUCAGAGAACACACUUCAAAAUGGAGCAAAAAUGUAUGACGCUAUGCUAUACAGAGACUUCUUAGGUUAUAACAAGUCUAGCUCUGGGGAACAUGGUAAGAAACAAGCCAUUGAUCUGGGGUUUAAGUUAGCCUCUCAAAGGAAUGUUACUUUUGAUCUAGCUGGGUCUGAGGAACGCAUCCUCACCACACAAGCUGACAGACACAAAGGAGAGAGCAGGAUAAAAAGCUCUAAAACAUCGGUGCAGAAGAGCAACCAAAAGUUGGCAAAGAUGAAGAGUAGCACACAAGGACAUUUAAAAAACAACAAAACCAAAGCACAGGCAAAGAGGACACUGAAAGUUAAAUUAAAUUUAAACCCUCUUCGAAAAAACAGAGUUCAUCCUAAGUCUGGUGAUCAAAAAAAGAACGAAGAGGGCAACAUGUCUAAAAAGGCCAAGAAAGAAAAACUGAGAAGCAAAAAGGACCAAAAAGUCUUAAGCACAAAUCCAAAAAAGAGAAAACCAGCAAAAAACUAAAGGACAACAGCAAAGGCUCAGAGAAUGAGGAUAAGGAUAAGGAAGCAGAUACUGUGGACCAGGAAACAUCAACCUCUAAAGCUAAAAAAGAAAAUGCAUCAUCCAAUAAAGUAAAACAUUCUGAAAAAGAAAACAAAGACUCCAAAGACACCAAUGAAGUCACUCAAGAAAGUUCAAUUAGUGGUGGCUCAACUGAAUCUGGACAAGGGCCAGACAAUAUUAUUCCUGUUGAAGGGAAAACUCUGCAAACAGACGGUCUAGAAAACUCAAUCUUCAGCAGUUGUUCUGAAGUUCAAAUGCUACUGAGCUCUAUACCUCCAACACUCCCAAAGACACUCAAUUUAAAUAGUGAAACCACUACUCAACAGGACCUGGCUGAACAGUCUAGCGGUUUAGACCUGAUGAGCUCUGGUGCCCCUGUUAUCCAAGAAUAUGUAUCUUCAGCUGAGGGCUCACCAAAGAGGAAGAUAAGACUAAUUCUACCUGAAAAAAAUUCCAACAGGCCACAAACUGCACUAGAUAAGAAAAUCAGAUAGCAUUAUUCACUCUUUUUUGACAGCGUUGCAUAGGACUGCUCCAUUUCUAAAAAAAAAUCUAUACAUUUGUAUUUCUAAUGGAAAAAUGCAUUGAUUUCAUGACUUGUUGAGUCUUAUUGCAUGUAAAGAAGUUAUUUCAAGGUACUAUACAUAAUAUGUAGUGUGCUAAGUUGUGCACAUGAUUGUGCUGAAAGAAAGUGUUGUAGGGCAAAAUCUCC
Molecule: messenger RNA, 3108 nt
Organism: Xyrauchen texanus (razorback sucker)
Lineage: Eukaryota; Metazoa; Chordata; Actinopteri; Cypriniformes; Catostomidae
Gene: lrrc53
Product: leucine rich repeat containing 53
Exons: 5
Coding region: 69-2354 (761 amino acids)
Cellular component (GO): extracellular matrix
Molecular function (GO): protein binding
Source: RefSeq, a predicted model, not a curated record